CCAUCCGCAUCAGCGGUUUAAGAGGGGGUCAUGGGCUCGGGAUCUUAGGCCCGAUCAAUUAAAAAAAAUGUAAAAUGGGUAUAUAUCGCUGAACCGGGCCUUAGUUAUGAACCCGUAAGGGGCGAGGUCAAGCCACGCGUCACGCACGGAUUGGCUGGUCGUUUCCGCGUUGACGUUGUGGAAAGACGGGAUCUCGCGUGAUUCCAUUCAUUUCUCUCCUCUCUCAAAAAAGCUAGGGUUUCAUCCCUGCGGCGAUCUUCGGUGCGACGGCGAAUUCCGUAGCUUUUGGCCAUCAAAUCGACGACGGUCUCUGUUCUCGACGCUGUAAGAUGGAUCCGGGUGAAGAGAAAAGAAAUUCAAAGAGGCAAAUCGAUAACAACAACAUGUUAGGGUUCGUGGCCGAUUCAGAGUACGGGAUUCCAAGAAAGUGUCCAUGUGGUGGGAGAAUUAUUGAUGAGGUUAGACGGAAGGACGAUUACGACACUAAUCCGGGGAAGCGGUUCUUCACCUGCAUAAACCACGAGGCUGAUGGGUUCCAUUAUCGUCAGCCUUGGGUGAUAGGUGUGCAGGAGGAGAUCGAGAGGUUGACUAAGCGGGUGGUGGAGGCUGAAGACGUCAUGAGGGGGAUGUGGAAAGUCACUAAACAGAUUGAGACUCUGGAGGUUAGUGAACUUUCUUUUCUGUUUCAUUCCUCUUACAUGUUUGAUUUUAGUUAUGUACUUCUUUAAGCGUGACUAACACUUUUUUUUUUAUGUUUCCAUGUCCAGGAACAGGUACAAAUCCUCUCUGGACAGGUGGCUGACCUGGAGAAGGUUUGCUUCGAAUGAAAAGCAAAGGUAAGAGUCGACAUAACUGUAGAGGUUGUUUGCAAUUGCCUGUUUGAAAAACUUGAUUGCUUUAUGUCUGUUCGAAAUUGUUAAUGUAUAUUUAAAAGUAGAACUAGAAGUAGAAUUUUAAAAUACGAAGCUAACUUGUUUAACCGUGGAAAAAACCAACUUGAACACACAAACAUAUUAACACGUAACCAAACCUUAAACUACAACGAUAACUAGAUGUCUAAGUAGAACUUAAAAGUAGGUAUCAUUAAUUAUAUUCUGGUUGUUGGUUGCUGUUAUGAAUGUUCGAUAGUACUAAGCUGUAGUUAAUUUUGGUGAGUGAUUUGAUGUGUAGUUACUGCUUGUAACAACUUCUAAUGGCUUUUGUAAUGAAUGUUUGGUAGGUAGAGUUUGUUUAAUUGUUCACAAACUAGUUUAUAAACAUAGCAAAUCCGCCACUCCAAACACAGAAACAUAUAAACA
Brassica napus (rape) is the source of this 1298-nucleotide messenger RNA. RefSeq lists its product as uncharacterized. The transcript is spliced from 3 exons. The record is from RefSeq and is a predicted model, not a curated record. The coding region runs from base 330 to 728 and encodes 132 amino acids. Lineage: Eukaryota; Viridiplantae; Streptophyta; Magnoliopsida; Brassicales; Brassicaceae.